AAAUUUUAGAAUUCAACAUAAGAGUUGCCCUAAAUCAGCUGAUAGUACCAGAUAAACACAAUAAACAAUACUAUUAUUUUAGCACAUUUUCUUGUUUAUGUUAUAAAUGCACUUUUAGCACAUUUUCUUGUUAAUAAUAUAAAUGAUGAAGACCGAGACGUAUAACGAGAUUACAACGACAAUUCGUAAUUUUCGAGGGCUGUCGAAAGAUUGUGCCAAAAUGCUGAAGGAAAAAUAUAAUGACAUCCAUUCAAAUACAUUGCAUAGCAUUUUAUCUUUAGAGAUACAACAGAAAAUGAAGGUUAACCAUAUUAAAUUAUUUGGGAAUAAAAGUUAUUACGACAGUUAUUUGGAGGCAGUACAGAAUGGAGAACCAACAGGUAUUUUAUUGAGAAUGGCAAAAAAUAUUGAUGCUGCACCAGCCUUAUUAGCACGUAAUGUUUUGGAGAAAUACUGUGUGUGUAAUAAUGCAAAUGUGUCAAAAAAUGUAAUUACUAAGCUGUUUAAGGAUACUACACUCAUCGGAGAUAAAGAUCUUGCAUAUGAAAUUUACCUGUGUAUAUUAUAUGACGAUUUGUACGGUCCUAUAGCUGAUGCUAUGGGGAUUUGUAUAGGACAAGAAUAUGAAAUAAAACUUCAAGAUUGUUUAAUACAAAGAAAUAUUGCAUUCCGUAAUGAGGAACAUUUACGAUUACGAGGAUAUGAUAAGACUCCAGACAUCAAGCUGGAAGUUCCAAUUGCAGUGAAUGGCUGUGUAAUAAAUUGGAUUGAAUCUAAGGCUCGAUUUGGCAAUGUGGAAGUUCAUCAAAAGUAUAUAAAGGAACAGUUCUUGAGUUAUUGGAAUAGAUUCGGAUCUGGACUUGUUAUUUAUUGGUUUGGAUUUCUUGAAAGUCUGAACAAAUCAACUGAGAAGAAGUUCAUUAUAAUGGAUCACUUUCCCGAAAAUGUUACAUACAUGGAUCCAGCUUGUAUCAAGCCUACCACCAAUAGUACAUGAUUAUUAUCAAUACAUUGCAUUUAUCCAUUGCCACGAUGCCUAUCAUGGAUUAACAUCAUAUAUUUCCUGACUUUUGUUAAAUAGAUAAAUACUGUUUUAUAUUUUUAUACUGAUUACAUAAUCAUAUUUAAAUGAUUAAAAUCUUUAUU
Camponotus floridanus (Florida carpenter ant) is the source of this 1146-nucleotide messenger RNA. RefSeq lists its product as uncharacterized. Lineage: Eukaryota; Metazoa; Arthropoda; Insecta; Hymenoptera; Formicidae. The record is from RefSeq and is a predicted model, not a curated record. The coding region runs from base 143 to 997 and encodes 284 amino acids. The transcript is spliced from 6 exons.